Messenger RNA from Copidosoma floridanum, 1935 nucleotides. Its product is annotated as coiled-coil and C2 domain-containing protein 2A. Gene Ontology annotation, biological process: protein localization to ciliary transition zone; non-motile cilium assembly. Lineage: Eukaryota; Metazoa; Arthropoda; Insecta; Hymenoptera; Encyrtidae. Gene Ontology annotation, cellular component: ciliary transition zone. The record is from RefSeq and is a predicted model, not a curated record.
AUGGCGACGAGCAAGCGAACGACGGACUUUGUGAGCGGCCUGCAGGAGAGGUCGUCGUCGCGGGAUAAGAAACCGAGCCUAAGCCUGUGCUACCGGAGCGCUUUUUUCCAGCGGCGGAUCGACGACAGCGGGGUGAUAACGCACAGCCCCAGCCGAGUGAGAAGCGCCGCCGUGGAGAAGCAAUCGUUCCGCGAGGACGGGUUCUACUCGAUCUCGGACAAUCCGCUGACGAGCCGGGUGGUGAAGCCUUACCCCUUGGAGAGCCAGAUCAGCUUUCGGUCAGAGGACGAAGGAGUGGGAGUUGGGAAAGCUUACGGCAAGCUGCUGGAGAUCGCCGUGAGGGACGUGGUCGUCCGGGACGAGGAGGGCACGGCGACGGGCACGGCGUUGCAGGUGGCGAGCGUGGCGCUGCUGUUCCGGGGCAAGGUCAUCUGCCGGACGAGCCAGCCGUUCAACCGAAAGCUGCACAAGUUCUUUGUGAGGAACGCCCUGGACUCGAGCAACUUUAGCAUGCAGGUGCAGAGCCAGGGUGGGGCUGCGAGUGGUCUGUUGCCCCUGCCGUUGCCCGAGAGGCGGGCCAAGCAGCGCCGGAUGGAGAUUGAUUUUUCCAUGAGCGAUGCCACCGGCCGGCCGCGUUCCGGCCUCGUUGUGUGCACCGUGUCGCUGAGCAUCGUGGGCUCGGAUCCCGAGAGACCGGAGCCGAGCACGUACCUGUACACGCCCUCGGCGAGUGACCCCAACGACCCGAGGAACUGCUUCUCGCUGGCGCAGCUCAGGCGAGACAGGCACCAGAGCGCCAGGCAGGCCCGGUACUUUUUGCUACACGAUCCGGCCCUGUGUCUCGCGACGGCGCUACCGCCCAGCCGGCCCGGGGAGCGACAGGAGGCGAGGCGGCUGCAGGCCGAGAAGCCGGACACGGUGGUGGCAGAGCAGAUGUUCUCACUGCUGGACAUAUCGGUGCGCAGCUGGUUCCAGGAGAGACGGCCACUCCGACCCACGUCGAGGAGCAGUGCCAUACCGAAGCCGCACCACGCCGGGCGUUACAGGCAGGUGUUCACCGUGACGAUACUCCGGGGCGUCGAGGUCCCGCUCAGGGAGGAGUCGGCCCUCGUACAGCCGAUCGUCGAGGUCGAGUGGGCCGACAUGCUGCGCUGCACCACCACCUCGGACGGCCCAGCCCCCGUCUGGCAGCAGACCCUCCAGUUCGAGAUCCCCACCUCCAAGCCGAUGAGCUACGAGCCCUGCGUACAGCUCCGUCUGUUCGACCAGCACCCGGUCUGGGGUCUGCAGUGGCUCGGGGAGGCGCGAGUGCCGCUCGAGAGCGACCAGGGCAGUUUGCAGCAGUUCGAGCGCUGGAUCGGCCUGUCCUCGCUCUACAGUCCGAGCGUCUCGUUCGGCUACGUCCAGGCGAGCCCGGGCCACUGGCACACGCGCAUCUACGUUCUCAUGAAGCUCGAGCAGGUGGGCACCCUCGGGACCCGCGAGAUCGACACCAGCUCGGUGGACGCGCUCUGCAAGGCCAUCCAGCGCUGCCUCGUCGUGCCGUACAGGCUGGCCGAGGUCGAGGGACCCGAUGACGCGGCCAACCUCGUCAUGCUACUCGCGCCCCUGCCCGUGCACUACGGGCCCCUUACGCCCAGGCAGGCCCUCAAUCUCAACAAGGUCGACCACUACGGCCGCUCCGCCCUCCUUGCCGCCCUCCUCGCCGCCCUUGGCCUACAAUCUUACGUGCUCCUUGGAUCCUCGCAGACGAGAAAGUGGGCCUCUUACGCCCUGACGAUAGCCGAGAACGCGGACGCCACCCUCUGGGACGCCGAGAACGGCGAGCACUACGACCUGCAGGACAACCGAUGCUCGCUCAUAAGCGUCUCGCGCAUCAUUAACCAUCACAACAGACUGAAAAACGAAUCUCUACUUGGAAUAUGUGUAAAAUAA